UUAAAGAACUUCAUCUCAUCCAUUGAGUUUUUUUUAAAAGAAAUAAAUAAAUUCUUUUACUUGAAAAAUCUUCCUCCUUUUAUAAGAAAAAAAAAGAAUGUGCAGAAUUAAAAAAAGGAUAAAAAUUAUCCGCACCGAAUAUUUACACCAAGUCAAUACAUGUAUGUCAUGUGUUUAAAUUUUAUAGUUUAUUUUGUUUCAUUAAAUCACGAAGCUGUGGAGUAGUGCCCAAACAUCUGUUUUCUCAAAGUUGGCAUGGAAGAAGUGGAGUAGUGCCCAAACAAUCACCCAUGAUUCAUGACAAGAAAAUGGAGCUAUUAUUAGAUUAUCAUUCAAUGGCUUAUCCAUUGUUUGAAAGAUUAAAGAGAUUGUUGUAUUGCAAGUUUUUGUAAAUAUGCAUGUUGAAUAGUGUGAAACAUCUUGAAGAGUUUUGAUUUUGAAGAUUCAAGUGUUGAGUACUAGAUUGCUCCUUGUGCCAACACAUGGUUGAAAUACAAUUAAAACUUAAAAAUAAUAAAAAACAUGUAAUAGUAGUUAAGAAUCUAACUAGAUGUCCGUAUAACCAUUGGUUUAUAUUUUUCUAUAUCAUCCAUAUUUUUCUAUACCAUCACAAACAGUUGAUGGGUUUUUGUGGACUAUUCAAAUUGAUCUAUAUUUCCACCCUAGUAUGGUAUUUUCUUUUCUUUGUCUUGAUUCUCUUUGUUUAAUCAAUUCUUGUUAUUUCAAUAUGAUAUUGUUUGCAGGAAUUCUAUGGUUGUGUUUGAAUUGAUUUGUUAAAGGUGGGAUUUUUAUUCUCUGUCUUGAUAUAAAGGGAAUUUAUCCUAGUUUUUAUUAUUUUUUUUAGAAGAAAAAUUGAUCCCAUUUCUGAGAAAGUUGCUUCAUUUUAGGUUGUUGAGAUUGGAGUUUAAAAUGAGGAAAGUUGUAAUUUUUCCUAUUAAAGUGUGUUUUAGGACAAUUUGGAAUCAUCCAUUCCUUGUAGGUAUGUUGUGUUUCUUGGCAUUUUUGUACAAAUCAUUUCCUUUUGUGUUUUCAAUCUUGGUGUCUGUUUCCCCUAUUCUUGUCUGCACUACUGCAUUGCUUGGAACUUUACUAAGUUAUGCUCAGCCUAAUGUACCUGAAUUCGAAUGGAAAGAGAACACAAUUGAUCAUGUAGUGCCUUUGGAAACACGAGAUGCUAGUGGUGUUGAGAGUGAUAAUAGUUACUUCACCGAAAGAUGUAAUGAUCAAGAGAGGGAUAAAGUAGACCACUCAACGCGUAGUGAGGUUCAUAGGGGUAAAAGGUUUGGAGGAGUUUUAGUUGGUGGAGUUUCGGGGCAAAUGGCAAGGGAGUUUUAUGAGAAUAAGAAUGAAGAUAAAUUUAGUGAUGCUGAACUUGUGGAGAAUCAGUAUUCUCCAACUUCAAAGGUUGAUGAUGAGACCCUUGAGUUUGAUAAUGACAAAUCAGUUGAUUCAUUCGAUUCUAGGAGGGUUAAUCUUGAUUCUCCUCCCGGUUCUUGGAAACGUAGGGAGGAGGCCUUAUAUUCGGGGUCUGAUGGAGCAGAGAGCUCAUCUCCUGAUGCUUCAAUAGCUGAUAUUAUGCCAAUGCUUGAUGAGCUACAUCCACUUUUACAGGAAGACAAUCCUCAACCUAUCGGUUUGUCACAAGAUGUUUCUCAUGCUCCUUCAGAGAGUUCUACCAAAUCCUCCGAGAGUGAUGAUGAAUCUGAUGAUAUUUCUGAAGACCAGGAAGAAGUAGAAGUUGCGGAGGAUGAUGAUGAAGAAGAAGAAGUUCAAGAUACGGAAGGUCCAAAGUCUGUUAUUACAUGGACGGAAGAGGAUCAGAGAAAUCUAAUGGACUUGGGAACCUCCGAGCUAGAAAUGAAUCAACGAUUGGAGAGUGUUAUUGCAAGGAGAAAAUCACAAAAGAACAUGAGUUUCAAAGAUGAGAAGAGUUUGAUAGACUUGGAAACUACUGAUUUCAUUCCUCCCAUUUCAACAGCAAGACAGAACCCUUUUGAUCAACCUAAUGACAACUACGGCCCUGAACUUCCUCAAAUCCCUGGAUCUGCUCCGUCUAUUUUGUUGCCAAGGUAUAAGCGGAAUCCAUUUGAUCUUCUUUAUGAACCAAGUGAAGAAAAACCUGAUCUUACACGAGAUACUUUCGAACAAGAGAUUAUCACAUCUCAACCAAAAGAGACAUUUUUUAGGAGGCACGAAAGUUUUAAUGUCGGGCCCUCAAUCUUUGGGUUGAACAAGAAAGAUACACGAUUUAGACCUUAUUUUGUUCCUGAUGUGAUGGCUGAUGAAGAAACAAGUUAUUCACCAUUUCAAAGGCACCCUAGUGAUCUUAGUGAUUCUAAAGCAAGUUCUGUUCUUGAAACGGAGUCACAAGGCUCAAUUGAAGAUCUUGAAUACAAGAACCUGAAUGAAGAAGAUGUAGAAGACAAGAACAUAACAGAUGAACCUAUGCCAGAGCUUAUAUCGAAGAUAGAACAUGCUACCGAUGAUAUUGGGCAUGGAAGCCAAUCGUCUGAAGAAGUAGAAUGUUUGGUCUUAGGUGCAUCUGAUAAAAGAGAUAUUGAACUCGAUGACACUGAUGUUAAACAAUUAAAUACGAAAAAUCAUCAUGAAGUAGUACCAAUUGUGUUCCAGGAAGAAACAACAAUCAUUUCCACGAAACUUGAUCCAUCUAAAAUUUGUUCAAAUUCAGCUACUUCUGAACAAAAAUGUAGUAGUCAAUCAAGUUCUUCGUCAUCAUCAGAAGAAGAAGGUGAAAGGAUCUUUCCCGACAAAGUAGAAGUAAAAUUAACUUCAGAGGACACGAUGUUUCAUAUUGAAACCAUUUCGGAGCAUCCUAAUGUGUCAAAUCUAAACAUCACAAAGAGUUCAGUAGAGGAAAGUUCACAUUUGGAACCUAUUUAUGAUGCCAGUCCUCCUUCCAUUAAGAAAAAUACUUCUUCCUCUUCAAUUGCUUCAGAUAUGGUUCUAGCAUCUGAAACAGGGCAUGCCCCUGAGACGGAACCUAUGGAAAAUAGUCAAGACACUGAAAAGUCCAUCACGAAGAAGGAACGAAUAUUUUCAUCAGUAGAUUCAAAAGAAUUGAGGCUAACGGAGGCUAUAACCAACACAAAUGAUCUCCAUGUCGCAAAGUUGGAGAUAUCAAAACAUGAUGAAGUCGCUCCUCCAGUGCUUGUAGCAGAUAUUCAAUUGCCCACAAAAGAGGCCACACCUGUUUCAAUGGAGAAAGCAGGGACCACGAAUGUGUCAAAAGUUGAUCCUGAGUCUGUUCUUAAGCCAUCUAAUACUAAGAUGGAAACUGAAGAAUCAGAGAGUUCGAAUAAUGGAUCAGUUCAUACGGUAUCAAGUUCGAAUAAUGCAAGCAAAAUAGAUAAUAAAGUUGUAAAACAAGAAGAUAAGGUAACUAUCACCGAAAAGUCAAAUCAUGAAGUUGAUUUGACUCAAGAGACAAGUGUAGCUUCUGGUGAUGUUGUAAACAACAAAGAUAACGACACAAUUCAAGUUCCAGUGAAUUCAAAAGAAAAUGUGGACAACUAGAAAAUUGAAAGAACAAACAAGUAUCUUUUUCCUUCAUGUUUAGUAUAGGAGUAGUUAGUAUUCUUUUUUUUUUCUUACUUGAAGAAUUUUUCUUAGCAGUUGCGUAGAUAGUGAGAGAAAAAGGGAUUGUUACUUGUUACAGAUAAACAAUAUACAUUUUGGCAUGUAAAACUUUGUUUCUAUGUAAAUAAUAUCGAAACAUUAUUCGCGAGAA
This is a messenger RNA of Solanum lycopersicum (tomato), 3748 nucleotides long. RefSeq lists its product as uncharacterized. The record is from RefSeq and is a predicted model, not a curated record. NCBI's taxonomy places the organism in Eukaryota, Viridiplantae, Streptophyta, Magnoliopsida, Solanales, Solanaceae.